Molecule: messenger RNA, 1533 nt
Organism: Lotus japonicus
Lineage: Eukaryota; Viridiplantae; Streptophyta; Magnoliopsida; Fabales; Fabaceae
Product: ethylene-responsive transcription factor ERN2-like
Exons: 1
Coding region: 248-1321 (357 amino acids)
Biological process (GO): regulation of DNA-templated transcription
Molecular function (GO): DNA-binding transcription factor activity; DNA binding
Source: RefSeq, a predicted model, not a curated record
AGUUAUGUCCUAUGUAAAACUUAUAACAUUGUGUCGAUAUCAGCAACAAGGCCUGCAAUAGUGAUGUUCUAAUACAUACACACAAAUUAUGCACGGCCACAAUAUUUAAUUUAGCACCAAUGAAAAUAUUCUGCAAUCUUGACAUGUUCUUAUUUAUCUAUUUCCUAGAGUGGCAUAUGCUUGCUUUCUAAUUUAAGCUUAUAAACGAUCCUGCAUUGAAGCUCCAAAAGGUUCGGUUAUUCAUGUAAUGCCACAGUUUGAUAUUUCAAAGAAGCAAAAAAUGGGAGCACCAACAUGUGGAAUCCGUAGCCGAAAGAAGUCAUCAAGAGGCCACCACAGGUUUGUAGGCGUUCGUCAAAGGCCAUCAGGGAGAUGGGUGGCAGAGAUCAAAGAUUCUCUCCAGAAAGUUAGGCUCUGGCUCGGAACAUUUGACACCGCGGAGGAUGCAGCUCGCGCAUAUGACAAUGCUGCUAGAGCUCUGAGAGGUGCUAAUGCUAGAACUAACUUUGAAUUGCCUGAGUCUGAAACCACUGGUGGUGCUGCUAAGCGUGGUUCUGGUUCCAAUUUCAUGCCUACUGAGCCUUUUUCCUUUGAGGAUGCAAAUGAGUCAAGUGCAGAUGCUGAUGGUCUUCUUGGUGCACUCAAGGCUAAACUGUUGGAUGGAACAAAGGAAGGGAAGUUUCAAUUUCCAUUUCCUGCUACUAAUUGUGCAGGACACGCUGUUCAACCUGGCAUGGUUAAUCCAAUAUCAACUCAGAAAUGUUAUGGGAAGAAGGAGAAAGAGAAAGAGAAAGAGAAAGAGUUGUCAUCAACAACUUCACUCUAUCAUAUGAAUGGAACUUCCAACACUUUGCCUUCUUUGUUGAGUCCUUCAUCAAACACUUCUACUAAGAGUGUGGUUCUCCCAAAUCAUGAUCAUAUGGAAGGUGUUGUAGCUAGCAGUUCUGGAAUCAACUAUCAACAACUUUGUCAAACUCCACCUUUAACAAGCAUGACAUGGUCCAAUGACAUGGCAUAUGAAUUGCCUUGGCCUAUGCAGAUGAACCAAGUUACUACUGACACUGCAGCAAACUUUCCAUGGCCACUUUAUGGGGUGAUGGAGCCUAGUGUUGAUAUGACAUGUACAGAUCAGGGACCAUCACAUAGCAAUAAGAGUGGCCAAACAAAUAUGAUGAGCAUGCAAUUGCCUCAAGUUGGGGGAGGGAGUGAAGGCUUCUGGUCAAUGGAGCAGCAACAAUUUGUGCAGAGUGAGAACAACAAGUGGUUUGGUUCUAGUGGCUCUUGGGAUCCACUUUUCUAUGUUCCCUCUGAGCUAGGCUGAUUAAUUAGUGAGAAUAUGUCAAUGAAAGAGAUCUCAAUUUGUUUUUAAUAUUGAAUUUACAAACCAUUCUUUAGUCUUGAUAUUAUAUAAGACCCUCUCUGUAUGCACAAAUUCACAAAAUUUCUUCUGUGAGGAAAAUAGAAUGUUGUCUCUUCCUAGGAUUUGGAGUCACUAAAUUCAUGCUAUCAAGGAUUUGAAGUUUUACAAUCUGA